GAAAUCAUAAGUUGCAUGUCCACUGCGAGGAGAAGUCAUUGCAUAACAUAAUCUCAAUGCGUGCGGUUCGGAACCAGAGUCACUAAACUUCAGUUCGUAGUUGUCUAUACAGAGACGGCAAUAAAGGAACCUAGUGCAAGUUGGGAAAAGCAGCGUUUCCAAGCCCGCGAAUUUAAAAGUGCGCUGUGCGUUCUACAAACUUUUCCGAAAAAUGUGUUUGAGACUGAAGAUAUGAAAAUAAUCAACAUGAAGUUAUCAUCGCUAGCGAUAGUUCUCCUCUCUCUUUUCCAUCUGGGAAGCUCUGCAUCAGUUUUGGCUUGUCCAAAACUUUGUAAAUGUAAAGUUUUUGGACAACAAUUCGAUGUUAAAUGCAGCUCGCAAAAAUUCCUUCUUAAAAUUGAUGACAAACAAGCAGAUUCAUUCGAAAGCCUAGACCUAAGCAACACAUCCCUGACAUCACUUGAUAAACGACUAAAAAAACUGAAGAAUUUAAAACAUUUGGACCUCUCUGAGAAUAAACUGAAGAAUCUUCAUCACAUGCCAAAUUUACCCAAUCUCCAAACACUCACUCUAUCGAACAAUGAAUUGGAGACUUUGCCCCUAGCUGUUUUACCGAAAGAUCUCAAAGUUUUGGAUAUAUCAUUCAAUUUGAUCACAGAUUUACCAAAAGAUAUCUCCAGUUUACAUAAACUAGAAUCUUUACAUUUGCAAGGCAACCCUAUCAACUGCGAUGAAAGUGCCAUCACUAGAUAUGUUAACUUGGUAUCACUUAAAGUCAAAAUAACGGAAGAUGUUGAAUGCUUCAGCCCAAAGGCUGUAAAUGGAAAAAAAUUGGAAACGCUUAUUGCAGAUGCUCUUCUGAACCCGAUGUUAGGCGACCAAGAUGAAGCAACUGAAGAGGAGGAAGACCCAGACAACUCUGAAUUCAUCAGACAUUCUACCGAGAAUCCUGAUAAUGUUGAGAAACCUCCACAAGAAGACGACCUAUUCGAAGGUAGUGGUGAAGAGGGAAGUGGUGAUUUCGACAAAGAGGACCCAUCUGCAUGUGUUAUCGAUUGUUCGACUUUCAAACCUUUAGAAAUAUUGAAAGACAACAAGACAUCACCAUUAAUCUCAAUCAAAGAACAGAUGGGUAUCCUUUUUGAAGAUUUGUUCGGGAAAGAGCAAGAUACAACAACUGCUGCUGCACCAACUCCUGUUGAAGAAGAAGUGGUAACCAAGAAGACAAUAAUGCCAGUUUCGGCAAACGUAGCGACUACAAAACAGACUGAGAAGCUCAUAAUUGGAGCAAAUGAGAGUAAGACUUCAGAAGAUUUAGACAAAGCUGCUUUUGACGAAGGUUUAACUUAUUAUCUGAUUGGAACAGUGAUUGUUCUUAUGGUGGUAGUAGCCAUUUUCAUAAUAGUCAAGAAGAGAGUUGCCCAUGGAAAGUCCAGAAGAAGGAGGAACUCUAUGGCCGAAAACGGUGUUUGUGAAGAGAUGAAACCUUUGGGCAAAUAUAGAGAAAUAUCCAACGGAAAUGGAUCUAGCAGCGAGAAACAGAAAGAUGAAGACAUUCGUCCUGAGAGAAUACCGCUUAUUAACGGCAAUGGCAAAGCCGAGGCUCCAACGGUUUCCAUGGAGGAUCUGGACAUCACCUUGAGGACACCCGAGACGGAAGAUGGUUCUAGCCCAAUACCAGAAAGGGUGACCAUCACAUCCAGUGAGAUUCCAGCAUCCGUUCUCAAGACUCCCCAGCUGGUCCAUCGUGAGAUCAACAAGGAUGGCGAGAUCGUAACAAAACCUCUUGACGAUAGUUACUGAUUUUCUUCUGUUUAAUCGGUGCGGUCAUUACUUGAAUACCAAUUAUUUUAAUUGAAUGUGAUAAUUUCUGGACUUUUCGUUCCUAUCUUAUUUUAAGGAAUCAACGGAUUGUGCAAAUGACUCUUUCAGUGGCAUAAUUUUUCAUCAAUUGAAAUAGAUUUGUGCUUCUGAUCCGGAUCCGUGUGUACCAAAAAAAAAGUAUGAAGCUGUAAAGUUUCAUUUACUCGAUUCGAUGAUGCGUGUGUUGUGUUCAUUUCGACUGGAAAUAGGAAUAUUCAGUUUUCUUCGAAUUAUGUUUCAAUUCGCGUCAGAUAUUCUUCAUAGUGAAUGUUGAAAAGAAGUUAUCAAACAAAAGACAGGAAAUGCAGUUGCAAUUGUGACGUUUGACAUAUGAAACUGUUUCGGAGAAACGAUAUUCAAUGGUCCUCCCUGGGUUUGGUAUUGGACAGUAUAUUCAGUUCGCCUUUUUCCUUUUUUUUAUUUUUCCAGUAAGACUAAACAUUGAUUUUUGUAUAUGUCAAGACAUGCUGCCACCGAUGACAGUUUAAUUCUAUGUGGAGUAAGAAAUUUGUCGUAUUUUGAUCACUUAUAUCGAUCAUAGAUGUCAAUUUAGAUGUUACAUUUUCUCUAUUGAUGUUGCACAUUCAAUAUAUAGUAGUUGAUGUAGAUGAAGCAACUAUAUUCAUUCAUAGAAAUGGAGUGUUAUCCAUUUAAAUGCAACUCUUUAUGUCAUAGAUGUGUUACACAAAUAUUCCACGUUGUUUCCAACUUAUACUGCAUGUUAUUGACAAUAUUUCUUCUCUUUGAAAACUCACUUAUCAAUGUCAUUUUUCUCAAUGGAUUAUAACCGUUUUAUUUUCAAUUGAACAGAGAAAUUCAAAAUCGAUGUUUUCUUUCGUUGAAUUUUAAUUUAUCUUGAACUGAGAGGUAUUUUAAUUUGGAAGACGUAUUGAAAGAGGUUGAAAUUCUUACAGUGAUUAUGAGAGAAAAUUGUCUCCAAAAAAAAAGAGCCUCUGAAACUGAAUCGAAAGGAACAUUUUCUUCGACCAAAAAAUAUAGAGUAUUAUGAAAUUCGAUAAUGUAAUACCUAGUUUAAUUUUCUGAGUUUUUUAUUAUGUGAAUCAAACAUUUUGUAUAUAGACACCAAUUGUGUUAACUGAAAAAAAAACCAGAUGUGUGAGACUUGAGACGGAACAUCGUUUUGUCUCGUACACAUUUUUAAACGAAUGUUAUUUAAAAGUAUUUAUGUUAAUGUUAUGAUUGUUGUCAAAAUAUAUUUAUGUCACAAACUCA
Molecule: messenger RNA, 3096 nt
Organism: Harmonia axyridis
Lineage: Eukaryota; Metazoa; Arthropoda; Insecta; Coleoptera; Coccinellidae
Exons: 2
Coding region: 232-1803 (523 amino acids)
Cellular component (GO): cytoplasm
Molecular function (GO): protein binding
Source: RefSeq, a predicted model, not a curated record